AUGACUAUGGAUGAUUCUUUCAAGAAGCCAGGAGCCAUUCCAUUCAAGUGGGAGAUCCGGCCCGGCGUCCCGAAGCUUCGACAACCACAAGAACCUUUAUACGAACCUCGUAGUGGAUUAUUCCUACCUAAACACCACCUCGAACCACCACCAAAACCGCCAAGCCAUCACAACAGUCCAUUUCGUGACACCCCAACGCGUAAACUUGGACCCCCACCUGCUGGAUUGUACUUCCAUCCUUCGACACAGACUCGAAGCAAGUCUUUUCGUGCUCGAUCCCAGCGUAUUCUUGGCCGAGCGGAAUGUGUUUCACCGGUUGGUUGCUUCCCAUCUCCUUCGGUGAAGCGGAGAAAUGAGGUCAAGAAGAGUGUCUACAAGUUCGAAUUUCGACCCGGGACUGAACCGAACUACAAUUCAGAUAUUGAGACAGUGUCUCGAUGGUCUGUCUCAAGUAGAAAGUCCAUCUCUCCAUUUCGUGACUCCCCGAUGUCUUCUUCCUUUUCCUCAUACCAGUCAUCGCCACGUCUAAUGGCCGAUGCAGAUUGGGCUGGCUUUGGUUUAUUUUAG
Fraxinus pennsylvanica is the source of this 567-nucleotide messenger RNA. NCBI's taxonomy places the organism in Eukaryota, Viridiplantae, Streptophyta, Magnoliopsida, Lamiales, Oleaceae. The record is from the annotation of a GenBank genome assembly.